UAUAGGUAUAUAAAAGGAAAACAUUUUGGUGCAAAACUAUAAAUUUGUAUUAAAAUGAACAUGCCAACAAAAUACUUGUAUUUGGCUUUGGUCGCUUUGGUAUUAAUUGAUUUUGUUUAUUCUUAUGAUUGGGAUGAAGAAAAAAAUAUAUUCGUAAAAAUGGUUGAAAAGUUGCGCAAACUUAACGAAGACAAAAAACUCGAUGCUAAUAAAGUCGAUGAAAAACUUAGUGUAUGUGCAAAAGCUCAUAUAGGACGUUCUAAGUGGGUAAAGAAAUAUGUUAAGGAAGCAAUUUUUGAGAAUAAAGAUCCUAUGGACACUAUAAAUCAUUUAAUGGAGCAGUCACGUUCUUGGAGCAUGAACGUGGAUGGUUGGCAUAACUGCAUUUAUUGCAUUGAAAACGGCUUGGGAAUUUGAAAGAACUAAUGAAAUAAUUUCUCUUUUAAGUCUAUAUAAUAAAUAAAGUAUUUGCCCCUAUAACAUUUUUGAAGUAUUCUUUCUCCUUUAAUUGAAUACUUUAUUUGGG
Brassicogethes aeneus is the source of this 526-nucleotide messenger RNA. The record is from the annotation of a GenBank genome assembly. NCBI's taxonomy places the organism in Eukaryota, Metazoa, Arthropoda, Insecta, Coleoptera, Nitidulidae.